Phycomyces blakesleeanus NRRL 1555(-) is the source of this 2826-nucleotide messenger RNA. RefSeq lists its product as hypothetical. The record is from RefSeq and is a predicted model, not a curated record. NCBI's taxonomy places the organism in Eukaryota, Fungi, Mucoromycota, Mucoromycetes, Mucorales, Phycomycetaceae. Gene Ontology annotation, cellular component: serine palmitoyltransferase complex. Gene Ontology annotation, molecular function: pyridoxal phosphate binding; serine C-palmitoyltransferase activity. The coding region runs from base 714 to 2366 and encodes 550 amino acids. The transcript has 9 exons. Gene Ontology annotation, biological process: sphingosine biosynthetic process; ceramide biosynthetic process.
AUUAUAUUAUAUUAUAUUAUAUAUAAUAUAUAAAUAAAAAAAAAAUCAAAUUUCUAUCCCAGGGCCACUACGUUUAACCGGAGUGUAUUAAAUAUUAGUGUGAAUGAAUGAAUGAAUGAAAAUGAAUAAAUGAAUGCGAUAAUACACACACACACACACUAUACACAAACCAUACAAAACAGAAAGAUAGACCGACCAACCAGUCAACCAGUCAAAGAUAUAAAACAGAUACACACACAGACAUAUAUAUAUAUAUAUAGAACAGACACAGACAGAUUUUUUUUUUUACUAUAUAUAUAAAUUAUUAUUAUUUUUAUUAUUAUUAAUAUUAUAUAGCUAAUUAUUAAAACAAAUUUCUAUUUCUUCUUCCUCUUCCUCUUUGUCUUCUUCCUCUUCCUCUUUGUCUUCUUUCUCUUUAAUUUUUAUUAUAUUAUUUUUUUUUAGAUAGGUAUAAUAUAUAUAUAUAUAAUAUAUUUAUUUAUUUAAUUAUAUAAAUAAAUAUAUAAAAUAUAUAUUAUAUAUCUAAUAAAUACCUUGUAUCUAUAUAGAGAUAUAUCUCUUGAUAUUUUACAUUAAAAAAAAAAUACAUACAUACACUUUAAUUCUAUAUUAUAUACACUUUAAUUCUAUAUUAUAUAAAUAUAUAUAUUAUAUAUAUAUUUUACAAAUAUUAUACACAAAACCAGACCUAGAAAACAACAAACGCAGUCAAAAUGGGAAAAGGAAAAAGAGCCCACACGAUCAGUAUCCCAAGUAUCAACUUGAGAACUCCCCUGUCCUCAUCUGAUCAUUCCUUCAGUGUCUUGCCUCCUGCAUUCCUCCAGAGCAGUCCUCCCGUCCAAAAGACAAACCAAUCACCUGCCUUGACACGCUGGACUCCUCCGAGAAAACCUCAGCGCAAGUACGAUGACCUUGAACACAAGAUGGAAGCCGCCCCACUCUAUGUACUCGUCUGCACCUACCUCAACUACUUUGUCCUCAUCCUCUUUGGUCAUCUCCGUGACAUUCUCGGCAAAACAUUUCAUCCUCAAGCCUACAGUCAUCUCAAGAUGAACCAGGGUUAUGCUCCAUUGGUAUCUGAUUUUGACUCUUUCUACACCCGUAGAUUGUAUGUCCGUAUUCGUGAUUGCUGGAACCGACCGAUCACUGGUGUUGCUUCCCGGACUGUCAAAUUAUUGGAUCGUGAAAGUCGUGACUUUAACAAGACCUUCAAGUUGACUGGUACAAUCACUGAGACUCUGAACUUUGCUUCAUACAAUUACCUUGGAUUCGCUCAGGCAACCGGUCCUUGUGCCACAGAAGUGGAGCAGUCCAUGCUGACCAACGCGAUCGCCUCCCCUUCACCUCGCGCAGAAGCCGGUACCACCACAAUCCACAACGAACUCGAACAACUGGUGGCCCGCUUCACCGGAAAGGAGGCCUCGAUGGUCGUCAGCAUGGGUUUCGCAACAAACUCGACCACAAUCCCUGCCCUGGUCAACAAGGGUUGUCUGAUCAUCUCAGACGAACUCAACCACUCGUCAAUUGUCUUUGGUGCCCGUAUCUCGGGUGCCUCGGUACGCUGCUUCAAACACAACAACAUGCAAGACUUGCGCGAACUGCUCCGUGAGGUCAUUUCUCAGGGACAGCCCCGCACCCACCGUCCAUGGAAAAAGAUCUUGGUUAUUGUCGAAGGAUUGUAUUCAAUGGAAGGAACUGUUGUCAAUCUCCCAGAAAUUGUUGAAAUGAAGAAAGAAUUCAAGUUUUAUCUUUAUGUUGAUGAAGCCCACUCUAUUGGUGCCCUUGGUGAAAACGGUGGUGGUGUCUGUGAUUUCUAUGGUGUCGAUCCUGCAAACGUUGAUAUUCUGAUGGGAACCUUUACCAAAUCAUUUGGUGCUGCUGGUGGUUACAUUUCUGGUGACAAGAGUGUCAUUGAUCAUUUGAGAACCACCAACCAUGCCUACAUCUACGCUGAAUCAAUCUCGAUCCCUGUUGCCCAACAAGUCAUUUCCAGCAUGAAGAUUAUCUGUGGUGAAGAUGGUUCUGAUGAAGGUCGCAAGAAAAUCAAAUGCUUGGCUGAGAACUCUCUCUAUUUUGCCGCACGCUUGCGCCAGAUGGGUUUCAUUGUCUAUGGCGACCACGGUAGUCCUGUCAUUCCCUUGUUGCUCUUCAACCCCGCCAAGAUUUCUGCAUUUUCUAGAGAACUUUUGAAAAGAGGUGUUGCUGUUUGUGUGGUCGGUUAUCCUGCUACUCCAAUCAUCUCAUCCCGUGCAAGAUUCUGCUUGUCUGCCUCUCACACAAGAGAAGAUAUUGAAACUGCCUUGAAUAUCAUUAGUGAAGUUGGUGAUCUUCUUCUUCUCAAAGUUAGUCAAGAACCCAGAGAAUAAGAAAGAAUCAAAGAAAGAAAAGAAAUAAACAAACAAAAAAUAAACCUCAACACCGAAAGAGCGAAAGAAAGAAGACCAAGAUCAUAAUGAUAAUACUGAAGAAAAUCAUCAACAACAAGAAGAAGAAGAAGACAAAAUAAUAAUAAUAAUAUAUAUUAUCAUUGUUGUUACUAUUACUACUAUUACUAUUACUAUUAUUACUAUUAUUACUAUAUAAUUUUUUUUGAAACCCCCCUUUUAAACAUUAACAUUAACACUUAAAACCCUUACCUCUUUACCUCUACAUCUAACCUUUACAUCUAUCUUUACCAAUUAUAUUUUAUCUCUCCUAUUUCUUAUUUAUUUCAUUUUUUUCUAUUAUCAAUAUUAUUAAGAUUAUUGUUAUUAUUCCUCUAAUAGUAAACUUGUGCAUGUAAUAUAAUAUUAUAUAAAAUACAAAAAAAAACAACUUUUAUAGAAC